This is a messenger RNA of Acinonyx jubatus (cheetah), 6315 nucleotides long. RefSeq names its product sortilin related VPS10 domain containing receptor 3 (gene SORCS3). The coding region runs from base 724 to 4392 and encodes 1222 amino acids. The record is from RefSeq and is a predicted model, not a curated record. NCBI's taxonomy places the organism in Eukaryota, Metazoa, Chordata, Mammalia, Carnivora, Felidae. Gene Ontology annotation, molecular function: protein binding. The transcript has 27 exons. Gene Ontology annotation, cellular component: postsynaptic density membrane.
AGGAGCCGCGAGCGGAGUCCCGGGUCCAUCCCGCGCUCUGCUUCCUCGCGCCGCCUCCGCAUGCGAAGGCUCCGGUCUGCCCCUUGGCUUCCGAACCUGAACAGUUGGCGCUGAAAACACUUUACUCCUCCUCCUCUUCCUCCUCCUCCCCCUCCCUCGAGACCCCCCCCCACAUCCUCCCUGCACGCCACCUCCCGCCCCCCACAACAGGCCCGAAGAGUAACCCCCUAAAGGCGGCCAGAAGCGACUCCGAACUCUUCGGCGGGAGCAGGUUGGAGGCUGGGUUUCGGAGAGACUCUGGAUUGGGGUCCGUCGCCAGCCCCUCCUCCUGGAUCCGGCUUGAUUUGCAUAUUUUAAAAGAGGAUUUUUCUCAUUACCUUUGAACACCCCUUUUAACAAAAUUUCUGGAGGAGCUCGGUGAGGAAGAUUGUGAGGGAUCCUAUUUUAAGGGGGAAAAAGCACGGAGGGGGCAUAUAUUAAUUUUUCUUUGGUUUUGGACUCGCCCUUUCGAGAGAGCGAGCGGUCGAGAGCGAGGAGGGAAGAGUGGAGAGGACCCGCGAGGCGCGCCAGCCCGAGCCACCUCCUUCCCGGCCGCCCCCUCCCCACUCCCCCCGAUACACACUCGCUCGCUGGCUCGCCGGCGCGCGCACACCCCCCGCGCCGGACCCGCACCUCGGCGGGCGCCACACUCUCGGCAGCCCGAGCCGCGGCAGCCGCAGCGGGAUGGAGGCAGCGCGCACCGAGCGCCCCGCAGGCUGGCCCGGGGCGCCUCUCGCCCGGACGGGGCUCCUGCUCCUGUCGACGUGGGUCCUGGCCGGUGCCGAGAUCACUUGGGGCGCGACGGGCGGUCCCGGGCGCCCCGAGGCCCCUGCGUCGCGGCCGCCGGCGCUGCUUCCUCUCUUCCCGCGGGCAGUGGCAAGCCAGUGGCCAGAGGAGCUGGCGACGGCGCGGAGAGGCGCCGCACUGGGGCGCCGGCCCGGCCCGGAGCCGCUGUCCCAGCCAGGCGGCGGCAGCGGCGGAAAGAAGCAGGGAGAAGGCGGGGGACCGUCGCCUGCAGGCGCGCGGUGGGGACAAGGCACCCCGGCUCCGGGCAAGCCUGCCGGCGCGAGGAGGAGUCGCCGGGCGCAGCCCCCCAGUGCCCUGGAACGCGGGGACGCCCGGGCCUCUGCCUUGUCCGAUGGUGCCAAAGGAAGCCGCCCUCCGGCCAAGGGUCUCCGGGAGGAGGUGAAGGCGCCGCGGGCCGGGGGGGCGGCGGCCGAGGAGCUCCGGCUGCCCAGCACCUCGUUUGCGCUGACCGGGGACUCGGCCCACAAUCAAGCCAUGGUGCACUGGUCCGGACACAACAGCAGCGUUAUACUUAUCCUGACGAAGCUGUACGACUUCAACCUGGGGAGCGUGACUGAGAGCUCACUCUGGAGAUCAACAGACUAUGGCACCACCUAUGAAAAGCUGAAUGACAAAGUAGGUUUGAAGACUGUCCUCAGUUAUCUCUACGUCAAUCCCACCAACAAAAGGAAGAUCAUGCUUCUUAGUGAUCCUGAAAUGGAGAGCAGCUUACUGAUCAGCUCAGAUGAGGGGGCCACCUAUCAGAAGUACCGGCUCACCUUCUACAUCCAGAGUCUGCUCUUCCAUCCCAAGCAGGAAGACUGGGUGCUGGCCUACAGUCUGGAUCAAAAGCUGUACAGCUCCAUGGACUUUGGAAGACGGUGGCAACUCGUGCAUGAACGCAUCACACCCAACAGGUUUUACUGGUCGGUGGCCGGACUGGAUAAGGAGGCGGACCUGGUGCACAUGGAGGUGCGGACUGCAGAUGGAUAUGCUCACUACCUCACCUGCAGGAUCCAGGAAUGUGCUGAGACCACUCGGAGUGGGCCUUUUGUCCGCUCCAUUGACAUCAGUUCCCUGGUUGUUCAGGAUGAAUAUAUCUUCAUUCAGGUAACAACUGGUGGAAGAGCCAGCUACUACGUGUCCUAUCGAAGAGAGGCCUUCGCCCAGAUAAAGCUGCCCAAGUACUCACUGCCCAAGGACAUGCACAUCAUCAGUACCGAUGAGAACCAAGUGUUUGCAGCCGUCCAAGAAUGGAACCAGAAUGACACGUACAACCUCUACAUCUCAGACACGCGUGGCAUCUACUUCACCCUGGCCAUGGAGAACAUUAAGAGUAGCCGAGGUCUAAUGGGAAACAUUAUUAUUGAAUUGUAUGAGGUAGCAGGUAUCAAAGGGAUAUUCUUGGCAAACAAGAAGGUGGAUGAGCAAGUGAAGACAUACAUCACAUACAACAAGGGCAGAGAUUGGCGCCUACUUCAAGCUCCAGAUGUGGACCUGAAAGGAAGUCCAGUACACUGCCUGCUGCCCUUCUGCUCCUUACACCUGCACUUGGAGAUCUCUGAAAAUCCGUAUUCCUCAGGAAGAAUCUCCAGUAAGGAGACAGCCCCGGGGCUUGUGGUGGCUACAGGCAACAUUGGCCCGGAGCUCUCAUAUACUGAUAUUGGUGUGUUCAUCUCUUCUGAUGGGGGCAACACAUGGCGACAGAUCUUUGAUGAAGAGUACAAUGUCUGGUUCCUAGACUGGGGUGGCGCCCUCGUGGCCAUGAAACACACACCUCUGCCAGUCAGGCAUUUGUGGGUGAGUUUUGAUGAGGGCCACUCCUGGGACAAGUAUGGUUUCACUUCGGUUCCUCUCUUUGUUGACGGGGCUCUGGUGGAGGCGGGAGUGGAGACCCAAAUCAUGACAGUUUUUGGCCACUUCAGCCUCCGUUCUGAAUGGCAGUUGGUGAAAGUGGACUACAAAUCUAUCUUCAGCCGACGCUGCACCAAGGAAGACUAUCAGACCUGGCACCUGCUCAAUCAGGGGGAGCCUUGCGUCAUGGGAGAAAGAAAAAUAUUCAAGAAACGCAAGCCAGGAGCUCAGUGUGCCCUGGGUCGAGAUUCCUCAGGGACAGUGGUUUCAGAGCCCUGUGUCUGUGCUGACUGGGACUUUGAAUGUGACUAUGGCUAUGAGAGACACGGAGAGAGCCAGUGUGUCCCAGCUUUCUGGUACAACCCAGCAUCCCCAUCAAAGGACUGCAGCCUUGGUCAAAGCUACCUUAACAGCACUGGGUACCGGAGAAUUGUAUCUAACAACUGCACGGACGGGCUGAGGGAGAAGUACACGGCCAAGGCCCAGAUGUGUCCCGGAAAAGCCCCUCGAGGCCUGCAUGUGGUGACAACCGACGGGCGCCUAGUAGCAGAGCAGGGGCAUAAUGCGACCUUCAUCAUUCUCAUGGAGGAGGGUGAUCUCCAAAGGACAAACAUCCAGCUUGACUUUGGGGAUGGGAUUGCAGUGUCCUAUGCUAACUUCAGCCCCAUCGAGGAUGGCAUCAAGCACGUGUACAAGAGUGCGGGCAUCUUCCAGGUGACGGCCUAUGCAGAGAACAACCUGGGCUCAGACACAGCUGUCCUCUUCCUGCACGUGGUUUGUCCCGUGGAGCAUGUUCAUCUCCGAGUUCCAUUUGUUGCUAUAAGAAAUAAGGAGGUCAACAUCAGUGCAGUUGUGUGGCCCAGUCAACUGGGGACCCUCACCUAUUUCUGGUGGUUUGGCAAUAGCACAAAGCCCCUCAUCACCCUGGAUAGCAGCAUUUCCUUCACCUUCCUUGCAGAGGGAACCAACAGCAUCACUGUCCAGGUGGCUGCUGGAAAUGCCCUUAUUCAGGACACAAAAGAUAUCGCUGUUCAUGAAUACUUCCAGUCCCAACUGUUGUCCUUCUCUCCAAACCUGGAUUACCACAACCCUGACAUUCCUGAGUGGAGGAAAGAUAUUGGCAAUGUCAUCAAGAGAGCUCUGGUUAAAGUAACCGGUGUCCCGGAAGACCAGAUCCUAGUUGCCGUGUUCCCUGGUCUCCCCACUUCGGCAGAGCUCUUCAUCCUUCCCCCCAAGAACUUGACGGAGAGGAGGAAAGGCAAUGAAGAGGACCUGGAACAAAUUGUAGAGAUGCUGUUUAAUGCUCUAAACCAAAACUUGGUUCAGUUUGAGCUGAAGCCAGGGGUUCAAGUCAUUGUGUAUGUCACACAACUGACAUUAGCUCCAUUGGUGGACUCAAGUGCUGGGCACAGCAGCUCAGCCAUGCUUAUGCUCUUGUCAGUGGUGUUUGUCGGCCUGGCUGUAUUUUUGAUCUACAAGUUUAAAAGGAAAAUCCCCUGGAUUAACAUCUAUGCUCAAGUCCAACACGACAAGGAGCAGGAGAUGAUUGGGUCAGUGAGCCAAAGUGAAAACGCCCCCAAAAUCACACUCAGUGACUUCACCGAGCCUGAGGAACUGCUGGACAAAGAGCUGGACACCCGGGUCAUAGGAGGCAUUGCCACCAUUGCAAACAGCGAAAGCACAAAGGAGAUCCCCAACUGCACUAGUGUUUAAUAUCCACAAGUCACGUGGUCAACCAUCUUUCUGACCUUAUUUUUGAUGAUUACUAUUACUCUUGUUAUGGAAAAAUGAAAAUGGCUUUUUUACCUUUUGUUUACCAAGGGCCCCUUCAUAAAGAGCAGGCAGAUGCUUAUUAGCUGUGGGAGGCAAAGGCGUUCUUAGCUGAUUAAAAUGAGACAAAAAGAAUAAAUGGCCGUAUUUGUGCGGAGGGCAAAGGAUGCAUCUUCCCGUGGCCUCCUUGGCUUUACUCUGCCGCUGACAGUGUGAGGACUCUUUUUACUGUGGUCACCUUUGUCAUUUAUUUGUUUUUUGGGUUUUUUGUUUUGGUUUUUGUUAAGUUGGGUUGGCUUUUCAUUAACCUCCCAUGUCUUGCUUCUCACCCCCACAAUCACCAACACCCUCCCCCCACCCCCAGCACACACCCCUAGAACACAAACCAUUCCCCAGUUAGAUCUGCAGGAGGUGGGUUGAUGGGGAGUGAAAGUAGCUGCAGAAAGCGUGCACAUCUUUACGAAAGAGGCCCUGCCUCGUGCAUGUCGAUAGCGAGGCUACAGGUGGCUUCUUGUAUAUAAUUACAGUGUAAAUAGCUUUUUAUUUCCUAAGAAAUAAUUUAAUGUUUAGUAAAAAAGAAAACCGAAAAAAGAAAGAUGCGUGUGUUGGCUUAUGCACUCACCGUCCGAGCUGACCAACCCCCAGGCCUGCUAGAUGUGUUGGGUUCUGGAUGCUCUCCAGUUGUCUGUCACACUUAACUCUUGAAUCUCUGUGUCCAUGCAUAGCUGGUUUCUACCUAUGUAUAUAAAGGGGGGGAGGGUGGGACGGGGAGGGCUUCUUUGGGACAAUUAGUAAAGGAAGGACUAGAGUGACAUCCUAGAACAAUGAGGGUCUUUCUGUUCCAUCAGUGACGUGGAAGAAGUUGCACGAUGAAGCCCACCAGAGACUUCUAACUGAGACCCAGGUGGGGAAACAAGGCUUCCCCUCCAAAAGGAAAGCAUUGAGGGUACUUACCAGCCGGAGAAGGUGGUUUUCCCUGAAGAAGCUAGGCCACAGAUCUAAGAGGAACAGUCUUUGUGCUUUCUGGUCAGAUUCCAUGGAAAUGUAUAAUGCUUAUGGAGAAUUCCUGGGCUAUUUUUAGCUCAGAAAAGCCCCUGAGCACUAGGUUAGGCCUAGCGAGCGCGUCUUGGCACAGGAGUCCAAGAGGCUGGGAGGGAUGUGGCAUUUGUGGCAUCAUGAGUCCAUGUAAGCCCUGCAGGCCAAAUAGGGGGCUAGCCUUUAAUGAUAUUAGUCAAAGAUGAUUUUAGCAAAGCUGUGCUAUUUGCUUGUCAGAUGUACACAACUUCCUUAAAGUCAAAUGUCUGCCUUCAGUUCCCUUAAGAUAGUUCUUGCCUCUGGGGCGAGUGGCUUUCAAAGCCAGCUUCUCCUUUCCAGCACCCCGGCCCCUUCAUGCAUUCACACACACUACUUCUUUUCCAUAGGGUCACUUUAAGCCAUGCCAUAAGCAUUGUUUUCUUUUCGGGCUCAGCCUGAGUCUACUUGUUUUAAAAAAUGAUAUACUGUAUAUAUACACGAGGAAAGGCCGGAGUUUGUACCUGUUAAUUUUUGUGAGCUAUUGUUCACAUUCUUCUCUGUGAGACCCCGAGAGAAUGUGACCUAGAGAGAUCUGACUGGCUACAGCAUAGAUGAGGAUAAGGAGCGUUUCUAAAGAUCCUGCUUUUUUGUUUCAAGGGUUAAAUGGGGCAGACAAUUGCAAUACUUGUACUAAAUACUGGAAUACAAAUGCAUGAGUCAUGUCUAUAUAUACAGUAUAUGUAUAUAUACUGUUCUUGAUUUUAUUGUUCCAUUUGAAUAUUUCUACUGUAAAAAAAAAGACAGUGGUUUUGAAAUUGUUGAAAAUAAAUGUAUUUUUGUACAUCAAAGCUA